AUGGCAUCUGCACUGAGCCCAGAAGACACGGCUUCGUCUGCUGGUUUGCGGCAGCGAGUAGCUGGCUCGGAUGACGAUGCUUCUGCCGUGCCCUCCAACCACGCCCACCAACUCCCAUUUGAUGCUACCGAUGCUCCCCAUGAUGCCGACCCCCGCGUUGAUGCGCCACGCACGCUCACACAACGCGAUGUUGCCGCCUUGAUUAUCAACAAGAUGAUAGGGACUGGCAUUUUUACUGGCCCAUACACGGUCUUGAUCAACACGCAGAGUAAGAGUGUUGCCAUGGGACUGUGGGCCGUGGGCUUUGGCUACACUAUAUUGAGCAUGUUGAUGUACCUCGAGUAUGCAAGAAAGCUGCCAUUCACUGGCGGCGAACUUGUUUACUUGGAUGACCUUCUCAAGCCAAAGUUCCGCUUGUGGGCGUACACUCUAUACGCCUUUUACUUUGUUUUUGUUUACACCACGAGCACCAAUGCAUUGCAGUUUGCGUCGCAAAUCGUCCUAGCUGCGUAUAAAAAGGCCGCCUGGAAGGAAUUGCCACCAGGCGAGGUCAGCUUACAUCUUUUGCGUUUCCUAGCUGUCACGAUCACCACAGCGACAUGCCUCUUGCUGUACAUAUCCAAUUCGAAAAGUCGCUUGUUCAAUAAGGCGACCGCUGCAGCAAAGAUCUUGUCUCUGCUGAUAAUAGCAGGAUUUGGUGCUGCUUAUCUUCGUAAACAUGGCUCGCACUCAAACUGGGCUUCGGAUGAUUCGCUUGGUGAAACCCUCCCGGACUACGAUAUUCACUGGGUUCCUGCGUUCAUCGUCGUCUUGUAUAGUUUUCAUGGCUGGGAGAAUGCCACUCUUCUUGGAAAGGUUGCGGGCGAAAUUCCUUCUUUUUCGGUUCUCAAAUGGGGAUUCAUUUGGGGAGUUUCUGUAGUAGGAUCACUCUACCUACUCUUGGCCGGUAUUCUCUGUGCAGCAUUCGAUUGGCAGCAUGGCCCUCUACCCAACUAUACGGCCACUUAUUUUAGCACUGCAACAAUGCCCGAGGGACAAGUAUCGGAAACUGCUGCUGUUGCAACAGCUGUCUUGAUCGCGUUGUCAUCCAUUGGAAGCAUGCUGAGUGUCGCUUAUACGGGUGUUCGAGUCAAGCAAUCCAUAGGCUGGACCAAUAUUCUUCCUUGGUCGUGGCUUUGGAGACGAACGGGGCCUUUGCGACCCAAAUACUCAUGGCGUGAUGUUGACCAUGGGCAGCGCAAAGUCGCCCUCAUCUUUGACCAAGACGCGCUCACCCAUCCUGGGUCCCCCGAGGGCGGCGUGCUUUUGUAUUGGCUUACUACGAUAGUUUGGAUUUGCUUGUCAGCCAGCUCCACAGACACCACUUAUGCCGUCAAUUUUGCUGGCAAUAUGUUGGUUUAUGGGCACUUUUUCGUUGAAGGACUUGUAGGGAUUGGCUUCAUCUGGUUUGACCCCUUUCAAGACAGAUUCCAAAAUACCGGCUAUCCUGCUUUAGACUGGUACAGGACAGAGAGCGAUCGAAACCCUGCACCUUGGAUGCGACAAAAGCCAGCUGAGAAGGGGCAAUACUGGUCGCUUUACCGGUUGAAAGACGGGCCUUUGCAGACGCUGCUAGGAAUCAUCAUACUAGCAUUCAGUCUGGUCAUUGUCAUUUCCGACUUGUGGAGAUCUGAUGGAAGAACUGCGCUCGCGGUAGUGGGCGGCGUGCUCGUGGUAGGUUGGAUAUACUGGUGGGUCUUUGUUCGUUACGAGUCUGCAAGACAUGUCUUCAAGUUUCUCGGAUACGACAUGAUUCCCUGCACACAUGGGGAGGAUGAUCUUGCGAAUGAUCCCCCGACACGAAUAUGCCACUGGUGUGUGACUCUUCGUGCAGGGCACAGACACCCGCACGACAGCUACCUAUCUUUCAAUGAGUUUUCGCUGCGCGGAAAGCCGCGGCCAAGAUUCCUAUACACUAUAUUCGGUGAUGGGUCGGAGGCGGCGUAUAUGAUUCAGUCGUGGUCGGAUUUGAUGUCGGCUUUGCGAGGCUCCCUAUCUUCCGAUGAUUUGGAAUGA
Pestalotiopsis fici W106-1 is the source of this 2055-nucleotide messenger RNA. RefSeq lists its product as uncharacterized. Gene Ontology annotation, biological process: amino acid transmembrane transport. Gene Ontology annotation, molecular function: L-amino acid transmembrane transporter activity. The transcript is spliced from 8 exons. The record is from RefSeq and is a predicted model, not a curated record. Gene Ontology annotation, cellular component: membrane. The coding region runs from base 1 to 2055 and encodes 684 amino acids. Lineage: Eukaryota; Fungi; Ascomycota; Sordariomycetes; Amphisphaeriales; Sporocadaceae.